This is a messenger RNA of Papilio machaon (common yellow swallowtail), 1454 nucleotides long. Its product is annotated as meiosis-specific with OB domain-containing protein-like. Bases 1 to 456 code for a protein of 151 amino acids. NCBI's taxonomy places the organism in Eukaryota, Metazoa, Arthropoda, Insecta, Lepidoptera, Papilionidae. The record is from RefSeq and is a predicted model, not a curated record. The transcript is spliced from 4 exons.
AUGAAUGCUGGAUUUCAUACAGAGAAUUGCGGUCAGGGUGGUGAGGCGGCCGCGUGGUCGGAGUGGAGCGGGCAGCGCGCGUGCGCCGCAACCGUGGAGCAGGUGCGCGACCGCCUCGCUGACGGCGCGCCCUUCUGUGCCUCGCUUCAUGCUCUACUCACACAUCUCGACUUAGACGAUCUGAUUAACUCUACGGACAAUAACUGUGAAGAGUUAAGAGUGCGCUUCGCCGAUCACACCGGGGAACUGACCGCUCGUCUUCCAGCAAAUAUUUUACAGAACACGUUAGGUUACACGACGCAACAGUUAAAAGCGAUGUCGUCAGAAGAACGGGCAGCUGUCCGCUGGCGCCUGCUGCUGGAGCAGUGCUGCGCCAAGUUGGCCGCCACGCCGCCGCGCCUCAUCGUGCUCUCUCUGCGCAAAGCCAACCCUGCCGACCCUAUACCACUUUACUAAGUUUAAUGUUGCCAUUCAUUGAUUCCUUAAUAAACUCUAAUGUAGGCUAAUUAAUGACGAAAACCUUUUCGUUAUUGUCUAAACAUAGACAUAAAUAAAAAAAUUACUUACUAAAGUUAUUUUAUUGCUCCUUUUCAAAGAUUCAUACAUUCAUAAAAGUGAACAUAUUUAGCUUUUGCAAAAACACAUACAUUUUUAUUCUAUUCGUACAAACCAAUUUAAUGAUCAGAAUAAAGAAGGAGUAAGAAAUAUAAAGGUAGUACCUACAGUAGCAACGGUAUUGAUUAAAUAACAUCGAAAAUUAUGGAGAAACCAGAAAAAAAUGAAAUCACUUAUGAAUAUAUAAGGAAGAGAAAAGAGUUUGGAAAACAAACUUUAUUCGAAGAUUAUGGCCCUGAAAUGUGUGUCAGUAUUCCAUGCAAUCCUAGUCAGUAUAAAAAUUAUAUACUACGCAAUCCUGUACAUGUCGCCGUACAAAAUGCUCCAAAUAUGUCCGAAAACUGGGUUAAUUCAACAAGGUAAUGUAUUUGUAUGUGUAAUUGUAACAUAAUUGUUAUAAAGCCCCAAUUAAAAUUUUCGAUAUUUUAUAAAAAAAUGACGAAAGGAAUAAUGAUAUAAUUGUAACUUACAAGUAAUUCAAAUUUGUUAAUAGUCUCACAAUUAAUUCGUUACAAAUUAACUUUAUAAUAUAACUAGCUAUCGCCCGCGUGGAAUUAAAAAAAACGUAAUAAGUAGCCUAUGUGUUCUUCCAGACUAUGUUCUUAUGACAAAAGACUGUCUUAUUAAAGACUAUGCCAAAUUUCAUAAAGAUCCGUUGAGCCGUUUCAGAGAUACUUUCAAACACCUGUCCAUCCAUCUAAACAUUCGCAUUUUUAAUAUUAGUAAGAUACUUGGUAUUGUUGGUAAGUUAUAGGGCGGAGUAUACAAGUUCAGGUAUAAACCAUGUCGAAGGUGGCUGGCCUAAGGAUAUAAACAUGAAUGACCCUGAAGCCAAACAA